Molecule: messenger RNA, 1386 nt
Organism: Sphenostylis stenocarpa
Lineage: Eukaryota; Viridiplantae; Streptophyta; Magnoliopsida; Fabales; Fabaceae
Source: the annotation of a GenBank genome assembly
AUGACGUCCUCUGAUGAUCAAGAACUUAAUGAAGUUGUGGAAGCAGAACCCCUUAGAGCUGUUAAGGAUCCGGUUUUCCUCUACAGAGUUGGAAAAGCCUUCGAAGAACAAAUGUUGGAAGGAAAAAAGAGAGCAUUGCAAAAUCUUCAACUUGGAGAGCUACCAUCUCAUGUACCUAUGGUACCCAAUGUCCCGGUACCUGAGGCUGAAGCUAAAAGGGGAAGAAAAAUAAGCAGUAAGCUUCUCUUGAAAGUGCCCUUUUCUUUUCAACCUCCAACAUUUUGUUUGGAGGAAAACAUCAACUUGGAGAUAGCACUGUUAAACCGAUUCAAGGAAGGAGCAAGCUGGGGAAAUUUUGUUCCCAAAUUUUCAGCUGCAGAACGGUUACAAAAUUGGUUGCUGGAAAGAAGGGAACGCUUCAAAGAUGAGAAAAAGGACGGUAGCAAAGCAAUUCAAGAUUGGAAAUUCCGGUCCCUGCCAGCCGUAAUUAAUUUUUUGCUCCAUGAAGAUUUUCCUCCGAAAGCUCGUAACAAAAAAAAAGCAAAGCUGGCAGCAGGUGCUGCUAUAGAUAACCAAGAUUCAGGUUCGGCAUCCCGUGUGAAUGAAGCUGAUGGUCUGAUUGUUUCUCUGAUAAUCAAGGAAGAAACUACACCGAUUGAGAGUCCAAAGACAUUCACUAAGGAUUUCCUACAAGAUAUCUAUAAAUUGAAUAAGUCUGGUGUUGAUCCAAUACACAAAACUGUGUAUCGACGAUGUAUGGGAAUGUGGGCAUUGGUCAUGCUUGCUGAAUUUUGGCUUCUGCACAAACCUAAUGGAGGACUAGUGGUUAGGGCACAACCCAUAAGUGUUGUUAAGGAUCCUACUCUCCUCAAAAGACUUAAGAAAUCCUUCCACGAACAACUGAAGGAUGCCAACAGGAGAUCACUUGAGGAUAUUCAACAUGGUGAGCAUCCAUCAGUUGAACCAACGGGUCCCAUGGUCCCCGAGCCUGAGAGAAAGGCUCACCGUAAAAAAAGAAGAAACACUACUACUAAGCUUCUCUUUGAAGUGCCCUUUUCUUUUGAAACUCCAAAAUUUUGUUUGGAGGAAAACAUUGACUUGGAUAUAGUACUGUUGAACCGAUUCAGGGAAGGAGGAAGCUGGGGGAAUCAUGUUCCCCAAUUUUCAGUUGCAGAAAGAUUACAAAACUGGAGGCUGGAAAAAAGGGAACGCAACAGAGACAACAAUAAUGGCAUUUUAAUUAAAGAUUGGUUCUAUCAUCACUUGCCUUCACAGCAGACAUUACGGUCCCAGCUAGAAGUGUUUAACUUUUUGAUCCAUGGAGAUGUACCUCCCAAAGACAGCAAGAAAGCAAAGCGGUCUGAGACUGCUGCUAUACAGAUAUAA